UGGCCGGCUCCCCUGCCACGGAGCCCCUUGGCAAUCCGGAUCCGGAUCUGGCACGCUGGGCGGCCGUGGGAGCCAACGCUCGGCGAGGCGAGACGGUGCCCGGACACCCCAAGGGGGACGUGUGCGACCUCGGAAUGUCCCUGCGCUGCCCGAGCCCCCGUGGUGGGGCUGCACCCUGAGCAUCACCCUGGUUUGCUGACCCUUGCACCCAAGGGGUGCCUCGGGCGCUGGGCCACCCGUGCUGGGGACACCCACGCGGGGUGCGAAUGCCCCAGCCUCGGUGCUCCCCACCACGCAACCGCCCGGCUGGGACAGCAGAGCCCGGUGGGGGCACAUCGCUUGCCCACGGGCAAGGCUCCCGCCCUGGCACCAGCUCAGGGCCGAGCUGGCCGAGGGCGCUGGCGGGGGCCCAGCGCCACGGGGGCUGCCCCCGCUCAGCUGUCGCUGUCUGUGACGCUCCCCGUGACGGUCCCGCUCGCCUCAGCCUCACCGCCGGCACCCAGUGCUUGCAGCGCCGGCGGUCCCCACGCAUGGACUUGUGCCACGUCCCCGCCAGCCGGGAGAAGGGCUGGUACCUGGCGCUGAUGGCCCCCAACGUCAAGGGUCCCAACUACGCCUGGCUGGACCCCUCCCGGCUCUACUGUCACCCGCAAGGCUUGCAGGACUGCGUGGCCGACCUGCUGCAGCCCUUCCAGGGAGACCCCAUUGACAUGGUGGCCGGUAUUGAUGCCAUGGGCUUUAUCCUGGGCGCUGCGGCCGCCGCCAUACUACGGAAAGGUUUCCUGGCCAUCCGCAAAGCCGGGCACCUCUGCGUGCAGACGCUGACGCAGCCCUACACCGACUACUCGGGCCGAGAGAAGGUGAUGGAGGUCCGCACCGACGCCAUCUCGCCGGGUCUGCGCAUCCUCCUCGUGGACCAGUGGGUUGAAACUGGGGGCACCAUGCGAGCAGCCAUCCAGCUGGUGGAGCGGCUGGGGGGGGUCGUGGCAGGCGUCGCCGCCAUCUGCAUCGAGGACAGCGAGGGCGGGCGGUGGAUCCAGGAGCACUACAAGUGUGCCCACUGCGUCCCCCCCCGCCUGCAGCCCCGCUUCGACCGCCACCAGUUCGGCUGGGACUGACGGUGGGGCUGGUACCUCACGUGUCCCCUGUAUCCCCCCUGUGGGGUGCAGGGCUGCUGGCUCUUCAGGGCAGGGAUGUCCAGGGCAUCCACCGCCUGGUUUGGCUUUCACCGUACCCAAGAUGGUAACCCCUCCUCGGUGGCAGCCAUCCUCCCCUGGCUCCAUCUUCCCGCCUGCCCACGAGCCUGGGGGCUGUGCCCGGGAGCAGACCCCAACUGCUCCCCACCCCCCAGCUCCACACCUUCCUUAAAAAGCAUAAAAAAGAUUUUAUUAAGACAAA
Molecule: messenger RNA, 1398 nt
Organism: Harpia harpyja (harpy eagle)
Lineage: Eukaryota; Metazoa; Chordata; Aves; Accipitriformes; Accipitridae
Product: adenine phosphoribosyltransferase-like
Exons: 6
Coding region: 267-1118 (283 amino acids)
Molecular function (GO): adenine phosphoribosyltransferase activity
Source: RefSeq, a predicted model, not a curated record